Patella vulgata (common limpet) is the source of this 1498-nucleotide messenger RNA. RefSeq lists its product as uncharacterized. The record is from RefSeq and is a predicted model, not a curated record. Bases 149 to 1498 code for a protein of 449 amino acids. Lineage: Eukaryota; Metazoa; Mollusca; Gastropoda; Patellidae. Gene Ontology annotation, biological process: monoatomic cation transmembrane transport. Gene Ontology annotation, molecular function: monoatomic cation channel activity. The transcript has 15 exons.
AAUACCCUACUUUGAUUUAUGCGUAGGAGACCGUUUAAUUGAACUGAUGCAUCCGGUUUGUCUAUGUAUUUGACUUUGCUUCGUUUGACUUUGCUCAGCGGUACUCCAAGGGAAAGGACUGUUGGGGAGGCGAUACAACAGUAAAACGAUGUAUGAGGUGGAUGAUGACUCGGGCAGUGAUGAUGGGUGGACAAGACGUAACAGAAACGUAUAUAAACUGGUGCAAGAUUUAAAUCGAGAUAAAUCAGCAGAGAGUGAGACGGAUGAUAACACUGACAGUGAGAUGAGUGAUGACAGAUACAGUGAAGCGGAUGAUGAUACGGACAAUGAAGCGGAUGAUAAGAACGAAGGUGGUGAUGAAUCACCCUCGACGGGAGCGAACGUUGAGCCUCAAAGAAGAAAUGGUGAAGAUUUGGAGAGCUAUAACGAUCAAGUCUGGGAUACUACUAGAGUCGCGCCCAACGGGCGAAGCAUGGGUAGUGGCCGGUACAGAACCAGUCAGGAAAUUGCAGUAAAAGAUCUUGUCGAAGACAUGCAAAAGGCUAUUUCAACUAAAAAAAUAAGUUUAGCAAGAAAUAUAUUAAACCAGAUUGAAGAUAACUUACAGAGCUAUAACGAUCCAGUCUGGGAUACUACUAGAGUCGAUCCCAAUGUGCGAAGCAUGGGUGGGGUCUGGUACAGAACCAGUCAGGAAAUUGGAGUUUCCGAGAGAUUUCUUAGCCCCGGGUGCAUCUUAGAAAAAGAUCUUGUCGAAGAAAUGGACAAGGCCAUUUCAACUAAAAACGUAGAUUUAACAAGAUUAAUAUUAGAACAGAAUAAAGAAAAAUUAAAGAAACGUCAAGUACGCAGGAUGGUGAUGGUUGCCAUAAAAGAGAGACAUUAUGAGUUUGUCAGUUUAUUUAUAGAAACUGGUUUGCUGAAAAAGAAGUUUAUAACAGCCCAAGACAUAAGAGAGUUAUACGAGAAUAUUAAAGAUAUAGAGAGUUUAAUGAAAGCAGAUAUUUUUCAUGGAAUCAAGAUACCAUUGGAAGAGGGUGAUAAAUUACCAGAAAAUACAAGAGGAAUAGAAUAUAUAUUUGUGUAUUGUCUGUUGGUGCCUGAUCACGAAAUGGCAAAACUAUUAUGGACAGAGUUAGACGAACCAUUAGCCUUUGCAGUGUUUGCAGAAAAUAUAUACAGAAUUGUAGAUGAGAACAGAAAAGACUACGAUGAACAUUCAGAAAAGUUACGACAGAAUGGACGGGAAUUUACAACACUGGCCAUCAAAGUGAUCGAUUCUUUGCAUAGAGAAGGGUGUAGUAGUGAAUCUUUAAUCCGAAAGCUGACAAAAUUAAAAGAUAAAUCUUGUCUAACAGCGGCCGCAGGCAACAAACACUUCAUGUCUAGGCUUGCUUGUCAGGAACUCCUGGAUGAUAUUUGGUGGGAUCGUGUUACAUUGCGAGAAGCUCUAUCAGUGGAAAAAAACAACCGGAAAGAUUGUGGAUCAUUAAUGGUUUGA